GACAAAAAGCGGCUAAUAGUUUGGAUACAUAGUUGUUCGUUCUAGAAGAAACAUACUAUGUAUCAAACAGGACAAAAAUAUAAUGGGGAUAGUCUAUGAGUACCACAGGAAAAAAAAUAUAAUGGGGAUAAUCUAUGAGUACCACAGGACAAGAAUAUAAUGGGGAUAACUUUACCGCUUAUUAAAGAGGACAUCACUCACUGGUAACUUUGAUGUCUUCUUUGUUGAAUAAAGACAUACAUCUCAUUUUUAAGAAUACUUUAUCUGUUUAAUGCACUUUUGUGAAGCAAAAUGCUGAAGAUGGAAAAUUUCCGAUAUAUAUGCCAUGUCGUUAGAUACAAAUACAAAAAAGCUAAAGUGAAAACUGCGUCGGAUCGUAUUUUGCUACAUGAAAAAUAAAACAUGUUCGCCGGCACUUUAAGUAGGUAGGAAUGGGUAAACAACAAUUUGUUUUAACAGAACAACAAAUUAAGAGCGGAGGCAUUUUGUGCUAUUUCUAGACCAGCAGAUGUUGUCUCGUUGAGAAAUUAAAAAAAAGAUGUAUUAUUUAUGGUAACUUUCUAAUUUUAUGGUUUUUGGUAAGUUUCAAAUUUGAUAAACGCGUUCAGUGGAUUCUGUGGGCAUGGGUUUAGCUGUUGUAAAAGGAGUAUCGUUUAAGCCCGUUUCUUCGCUUGGCGUGCAUUAGUUUUGACAUGCGAUGGUUGCAUUUGUUUGUUUAGCUUAAGUAAAAACCUAUAGAACUCUUCAAAAGUCCAAAUACCAAACCCAUAACAGGAAAUUUGAUCAUUUCAACUGAAAAAGAGCAAAGACAGUCUUUAAACAUGAAGACUUUAGUGAGCGUUUGCGUUCACAUCUAAUCCUAAAGGUUCAGUAUUAGUGGCGUUACUGACACUGUAAAUAGUGGCUUUCAUAGCUUGAGCUAUCACAUUCGGUACCACUUAUCUAAUAACAUGACACACCCUUCGAUAAACCGCUAAUCUGCUCAUUACACUGAAUUAUUUAAAAAAGACGAACCCAUUAUCCAAAAAAAAUACCCGCGUAGUGGGUUUUGGUUGGGUAUAUAUGGCAUAAGUGCAUUUGCAAUAGAAAUUUUCCUAUCAUUAUGUUUCUUCCGACCAUUGAUUACCCUGAUACCCCAAAACACCGGUUAGGCUUUGUUAUCAUGGUGAUGCCACGCCAUCCGACGUGAGGUACAUUGCACAAGUACAACUAGAAGCUACACAGAACGCGGCUUAACUUGCACCUGAUAUAACCCAGAUCGGAUGUGGGAUACUAGAAGUAAAUGCGGCUAAAGUAGUCAGAAAUGAAGCCUGAAAGCGAGGCAAUGAUUGACAGAGUGUCCCUCAAUUCACCGUGAGAUCAAGUAAAGACGGGAACGCAAGAGAAACGUGCGAAGGAUUUACUUGUCCUCUCUGAUAACAGUGAGCGCUUGCUGUGAGCGCCGUGAGCGAGGAAAUAGAAAUAUGGGCGUGCUGAGAGCUAUUUCUGAUAGCGUAGUAGCAAUGGAAAUAGGCAUCACAGGUGCUGGAGAAAGUCAAAUAUAGCACCGAGAUCCCCGCGAGUUUGCAUUACAGUUAAGAUACGAGUGCGGUCGAGACGAGUGAGGGCGAGACGGUGUAAGAAAACCCACAUGCAAAACAGCCUCGGCCGAAAGCAGGACUGCAAAGAUCAAAUAAAGACAUUCAUUGAGGAUCAAUUCAAGGGUUCUGUGAGGGCCAAUAUAAGGCCACGUAUCCUGGCGCCAUGAUGAACACUAGUGCCAACUUGACGACGGGGAUGCACGGGCUAACAACGAUAAGCACGACUCCCGAAAACCUCGUGGCCGCCGUGUUCGUGGCUAUUCUGAUGUUCUUCACACUUUUCGGAAACAUCAUCGUCAUCUCUUGCUUCUACACCUUCCAAGAUUUGCGUACGAUUUGUAAUUACUUCGUGGUGAGCCUUAGCGUGGCGGACAUUCUCGUGGCGCUGGUUGCUAUGCCAUUCUGGCUGCACGUUCAAGUCAUGAACAAUAUGUGGACUCUGAGCAGAACCUUACGCCGGUUCUGGGACUGUAUUGACAUCCUUUGCGGCACUGCGUCCAUCAUGAACCUCACUGCAGUAAGCAUCGACAGAAUGCUAGCCAUAGCAGUGCCGUUCCGCUACCCGCACAUCUUGACCCCUAAGCGCGCAGUGGCGUUGAUCAUCUGCGUCUGGGGGUACGCCAUGUCAGUGGGUGGGGCAAGGGUAACUGACUGGCCCGGUCGCAGCUUUCUGUACUUCGUAUCGGUUGUCUGCUUCUUCUUUCCACUAACCAUUGUCAUCAUCAUGUACAUCGUGAUCUUCGUUGUUGUGAGAAUACAAGUCAAACGGAUAGGCAAAAAUAGCAUCGUGCGAGCAAGCGAGAUGAAGGCGGCCAAAACCAUCGCGGUUGUCAUCGGGGGCUUUCUCAUUUGCUGGCUUCCCUUCUUCACCAUGGUGCUUGGGUAUGCGUACGACCCCUCGUUUGAUCCGCCCUUUGCAUUGUUCAAUGUAAUCAAAUGGUUGGAGUACUUCAACUCUUGCCUGAACCCUUUAAUCUACGCGUGCAUGAAUCGCCUGUACCGCAGGGCUUUUCGGAGACUCUUUAAAAGGUGUUACCUCAGGUUGUCCAACCGAGCGGGGGCUUCAAAUGUGCUUCAGUACCUUAGUCAAGGACCGCGCGGCUCUUUGCUCACGACUACUGUCUAUGAUACCAACAGUGGACCGCAAGAACGAACUAAAGUAUAGCGCGCGUGGGUCUUUGCUCGCGACUACUGUCUAUGAUACCAUUAGUGGACCGCAAGAACGAACUAAAUUAUUGUCCGCGUGGGUCUGCUCACGACUACUAUCUAUGAUACAAUUAGUGAACCGCAAGAACAUACUAAAGCACAGCCCGCGUGGGUCUUUGCUCACAGUUACUGUGUGUGAUGCCAACAGUUAACUACAAGCAUGAACUUUAAGACAUGUUCCGCACGGAACGCGACGCCGCGAAUAUCAGCGCACGCAUAAUCUCCCUUCGAACACGCCCUGGACUCUGGCCUGACUCACUACUGAGAAGCGAAAGCAUUGAGUGUGUGCAGGAAGUGUGAAAGCGCGACUCUUUGAUUAAAGGCAAACUAUCCAAAACCUGACACUUAUUGGUUUCCCUUAAUUUCGCGUUAUUUUCUACUAAAUAAAAUGCCGGUGGGAACAGUUGUAAGGCGUUUGGGGGUUCGAGCGAAUGCUUGGUAUCAUUAGAUAUAUGCCUGAUCGAUCACAGUAAGACUGCUGCUCACUGAUAAUCGUGAAUAAAGCUAUCGAACAUGGGAAGAAAGGAAGUGCACUGACGGUUUCCGUUUGUCUUUGUUUGAAAAUUAUACGAACAGAGCAAAGUGGUUGGAUAGCCAAAUCGAAACGUUGGGGUAUGCCACGGCCGACGACGGCACAAAGCUAAUUGAAUGGAGAACUAAAUGGCAGCGCGUAAAAAUGCACUCUCGGGACAAUUUGAUAGACGCCGAAAACAUAACACAUGAUUCUAGUGUUUUAUUGAGGACCUUACGCCUAAAAAGACCGCAUUCCUUUUUUUGUCUCAGACGGGAGGGGAGCCAUGAGAGAUCGGCUCAUCCCAAAGUCGUGAUUUUCUCUUUUUGUCCCCUACAAAAGUCUCAGAUGUUAUAAGUGUAUACUCCCACUCCAAAUGAGGUUGCUCUCCGAAAAGCAAUGUGUUGUAACCCGCAAUGGUUCAUGGGUAUCGAAUAAACAUGUAUCAUUAUUUAUAUACCUGUAAAUAUUGGCAUGGUUUUCAGGAAAAAGGAUUCAACCAUUUUAACGAUACCCAGAAACAUCUUCGGGCUACGGCACAAGGAGUGUAUCACGUUAGUUUCAUGGUGCCAUUUUCACCCAAGUCUCAAGUUGGAGAUUUUUUUUUGAAAUCACAAAAAAACGAAUUUAAGUACGCGUAAAAAUUAAUCAUAAGGUAACCCUAGGAUUUCUUAUACUUAUCGGUUGAGGGAAAUUGCGUGUAAAUUGUAAAUAUAACUGCUGUUCAUGUACACAAUUCCACAAAAAAAGAAGUUCUUUAAAUAGGAUAGACUAGUUGGCUUCUGAAUACAAUGUCAAGGUUGAGCAAAGUCUUAUCGAAACGUGCGGUAAGUACUGUUUGAGCUUGUCAAAGUAACUCGCAACGCGUCUUUAAACGAACGAGAACUGUUAAAAUAAUAAAACUUGAAGAGGAAA
Messenger RNA from Nematostella vectensis (starlet sea anemone), 4212 nucleotides. RefSeq names its product tyramine receptor 1. The transcript has 2 exons. Gene Ontology annotation, cellular component: membrane. Gene Ontology annotation, biological process: G protein-coupled receptor signaling pathway. The record is from RefSeq and is a predicted model, not a curated record. Bases 1744 to 2745 code for a protein of 333 amino acids. Lineage: Eukaryota; Metazoa; Cnidaria; Anthozoa; Actiniaria; Edwardsiidae. Gene Ontology annotation, molecular function: G protein-coupled receptor activity.